Messenger RNA from Menidia menidia (Atlantic silverside), 3370 nucleotides. The record is from the annotation of a GenBank genome assembly. NCBI's taxonomy places the organism in Eukaryota, Metazoa, Chordata, Actinopteri, Atheriniformes, Atherinopsidae.
AUGACGUCGGAGGGCUCCGACUGCCGGUGCAAGUGCAUCAUGCGGCCCCUGAGCAAGGACGCCUGCCUGCGGCUGCGCAGCGGCAGCGUGCGGGUGGAGGACUUCUACACGGUGGAGACGGUCAGCUCGGGGUCGGACUGCAAGUGCUCGUGCACGGCCCCGCCGUCCUCCCUCAACCCCUGCGAGAACGAGUGGAAGAUGGAGAAGCUGAAGAAACAGGCCCCCGAAUUACUAAAGCUUCAGUCUAUGGUGGAUCUCCUGGAGGGCACCCUCUUUAGCAUGGAUCUACUGAAAGUCCACUCCUACAUCAACAAGGUGGUCUCUCAGAUGAACACACUGGAAGAGACAAUCAAAACUAACCUCACCAGAGACAACGAGUUUGUCCGGGACAGCAUGAUGAGUCUCACCAACCAGUUCAAAAGGUACGAGAACUACUCCAACAUCAUGAUGAGCAUCAAGAAGGAGAUCUCCGGCCUCAGCCUGCAGCUGCUGCAGAAGGACUCCGCGGAGAGCAGAGCACAGGACACCCGUGACGAGAAAAACAAGACUGGCGUCAAAGUCCCAAACAAAAAGACCCCCGCCGCCAAACCCCCUCCCAAGCUCCCCAAAGAAAAGCCGGUCAAGCCGAAGAAAGAGACCUUUAAACCGGCCAAACCGGUCAAGCCUGACCCCACGGCCAAAGCCAAAGUGGCCGGGAACCAGCCCGGCGUGGUGAGGGGCAUCACAUACUACAAAGCCUCAAAGGCCGAUGAAGACGAGCACAGGGGAGACCAUUCGGCCAAAACGUACACGGUCCAUCACGUCACAGAGGAGCAGUCCGAGGACGGGGGGGCCGAGGUUAUUCUGGAGGCCGUGGAGGCGACCGUCCCCGCGCCCGUCCAGACCACCGAAGCUGACCCGGCUGACCCCCCUACGACCACCAGCACCACCACCACCACCAGCACAACCACCACCACAGCCAGCAGCACCACGACCCCCCUGGGGGCCAACCCCACGGCCUCCCGCGCCCGGGGCACGCCCGCGCCGCCCGAAAGGCCCGCCCCCACCAUCGUGCUGACCCUGGACAACUCCAACAACAACAGUCGGCCCAGCCUCCACCGGGCAGGAAAGAUCCUCAACUGCGAGGGGACCCUGGCCUCCAUCGAGCAGCCGGAGAAGCAGCACAGCUACGGGCGCAACGAGGGCGCCUGGAUGAAGGACCCCCUGGCCAAGGACUCCAAGAUCUACGUCACCAACUAUUACUACGGCAACAACCUCGUCGAGUUCCGCAACCUGGACAACUUCAAGCAAGGACGUUGGAGUAACCUCUUCAAACUGCCUUACAACUGGAUCGGGACGGGCCACGUGGUUUACAACGGAGCGUUUUACUACAACCGGGCCUUCACAAAAAACAUCAUCAAGUACGACCUGAGGAUGCGAUAUGUGGCAGCCUGGACGCUGCUGCACGACGUGGUCUACGAGGACACCACCCCGUGGAAGUGGAGGGGCCACUCGGACAUCGAUUUCGCCGUGGACGAAAGCGGCCUGUGGGUGAUCUACCCCUCCGUGGACUACGACUACAGCCAGCAGGAGAUGAUAGUCAUCAGCAAGCUGGAUCCCGGAGACCUGUCCUUAAAAAAGGAAACCACCUACCGGACGGGUCUCAAGCGCAACUCUUACGGAAACUGCUUCAUCAUCUGUGGCGUCCUGUAUGCCGUCGAUGUGUAUAACCAGAAAGAAGGGGAGGUGAACUAUGCCUACGACACGCACACCUACACCGAAGCCAUCCCGCGCUUGCCCUUCGUCAACGAGUACUCGUACACAACCCAGAUCGACUACAACCCCAAGGAGAAGCUUCUGUAUGCCUGGGACAAUGGCAAUCAGCUCACAUAUCAGGUCAACUUCCUCGACGAGUGAGGACAGAUGGUUCGUACUCCAGAUAAGCUCGUGGUAAACACGCCAUUCGCGGCACUCAGAUAGAACAUUCUCAGUAUUUUUGCCAGCCUUAAAGCAGCCAUACGGGACUCUGCAGGACAAAGGAUGUACCUACACCAGCCUUUCAGCAUGCCUUCAUGUUACUGACUUCUCAAUGUCCCCAGACAUCUAUGCCUCAAAUUUGUACUGGAACUGGAAAGUCGACAGUAAUGUUCAUCGAUAGAAUUGAUAGGGAAUAUUCUCACUGGUUGAGUUAGGGUCAAAUGUCUUGAUGGUCAUUAGUUUCAAUUUAUGCCUUUUGACCAAGAAGCAUAGGGACUUUUUUUUUCUUAAUAAAUUAAUAUAAGCACAAAACAAAUCCUGAAGGAACUCAUUUGAGACUCCUAAUUUUAAUUGUGUUAGUUUGAUUCACAUGCUUACACCGGUCAAAUUAGCACUUCCAAAGAAUAGUUUUUUUUUUUAAAUAUCCAUGAAUAUCCUUCUUACGUGAGACAUAUUAUAAAACGGAAGCUUGAAAAUGGAUUAACUUUUUAUUCUAUUGAAAAUUUCCAUGCAUUAUAAAUGCAGUUUCUGAUAAUAAAUACAACUGCCAUUUUCCUAUCAACCUACAGAAAAUCUAAAAAAACAUAAAUCGCAGCUUAUUUACAAAAGUAACUACCCCCAUACAACCCUGUGCGUCCGAAAUUUGAUCAGAUGUACAGUAUAUCUUUUUCUUUGGAUCUUUUAACAGCAAAAAAACACAGUCGAUUUUACAUAGACUGGCUAAUGUCACUGACUAAUGUUUUCCAAAUGGUAACUUUUCGCUUCGCUGCCAUUUGCCCAUCGACUCCAUCCUGUCACCAAGCACUUUGAUCAGAAAACGGCUUCAUUUUUAUUCCGGCCUCACAGUGCUAGCUGUCUGCACCAUUGAAGUUUUUUUUUAAGGACUGCAUGAAAUAUGUUUUUUUUUUUUUUUUUUUAAACAAGUUUCUCAGCUUCAGAUUUUUUUUUACAUCUUCAUAAAUGAAAUCGGACAACGUUGUACAACAUUUGAAAAAACUUUUGUAUAAAGAUGUGCAGCUUUUUACAUUUUAUGUAACCAUUAUGAUCAAUGAUUUGAGUGUUUUUCACCUCGUUAGAAAUAACUUUAUUCCAUCGUGCACACUACAAGCCCACUUCCAGUGCCGUAUUGUUUCAAUAAUGACCGAUGUGAGAACAUAAAGCUUUACAGUGUGAGGUAUCUGCUUUGCCUUUUGACAACGUUAAAAAGUUCCAACUACUUUACUUUGCCUAUUUUAUGGAUGGAGGGGGUUUCUCACAGGGUCGUUCAUUGCAGUCAUUCCAAUUGCAGUAAAGUGAAUUGUCUAAGUCUUUACGUUACGGGAAAUAUAAAAAUGUAAAAUAGUGCUUGAAACGAGUUGUGUGUGUGUUAUGAAAUAAAAUUUCCAUUAUGAAAAUGUGUUGUACGCUUUGUCGA